Molecule: messenger RNA, 2414 nt
Organism: Micropterus salmoides (largemouth bass)
Lineage: Eukaryota; Metazoa; Chordata; Actinopteri; Centrarchiformes; Centrarchidae
Gene: becn1
Product: beclin 1, autophagy related
Exons: 12
Coding region: 156-1499 (447 amino acids)
Biological process (GO): autophagy; cellular response to nitrogen starvation; autophagosome assembly
Cellular component (GO): phagophore assembly site; phosphatidylinositol 3-kinase complex, class III, type I; phosphatidylinositol 3-kinase complex, class III, type II
Source: RefSeq, a predicted model, not a curated record
CGUCACAUCCGCCGUAAACAACAAUAAGGAAGUCCCGAGGUGCAAAAUGGAGCAGUCACGCGAAAUAGAUUAGAAGUAUUUCUUAUUUUCAACGUGUGCAAAGCGGGCCUAUUAUACAGUAAUUUUCGUUCCUCACAAGCGACACUAAGUUAGCAAUGGAGGGCUCCAAGUCGUCGAGCACAACCAUGCAGGUCAGUUUCGUGUGUCAGCGGUGCUGUCAGCCACUCAAACUGGACACGUCCUUCAAUGUGCUCGAUCGGGUCACAAUCCAGGAACUUAUUGCUCCGUUGGUCACUGUGACCCCCAGUAAACAGGCUGACAGCACUGAGGGGGGGGCAGCACCAGAGGAGACCUUUGUAGAAAACAAGCAAGAUGGAGUGUCGAGAAAAUACAUCCCUCCUGCACGGAUGAUGUCCACAGAGAGUGCCAAUAGCUUCACACUGAUUGGAGAAGCAUCGGAUGGUGGCACUAUGGAAAAUCUUAGUCGUAGACUGAAGGUGACCAGCGACCUGUUUGACAUCAUGUCAGGCCAGACAGACGUGGACCAUCCGUUGUGCGAGGAAUGUACUGACACCCUGCUGGACCACCUGGACACGCAACUCAACAUCACAGAGAACGAAUGCCAGAAUUACAAACAGUGUCUGGAGCUGCUCUCACACCUGCAGGUAGAGGGAGAGGAGACCCUGCUGGCAGAGCUGCAGCACCUGAAGGAGGAGGAGGAGGCUCUGGUCCAGGAGCUUGAGACAGUAGAGGAGCAGAGGGCUGCUGUGGCCCAGGACCUGGACCAGAGCAGGAUCCACUCUCAACAGCUGGACACAGAGGAGCUACAGUACCAAAAGGAGUACAGCGAGUUUAAACGGCAACAGCUGGAGCUGGAUGAUGAGCUAAAGAGUGUUGACAACCAGAUGCGUUACUGCCAGAUUCAGCUAGAUCGCCUGAAAAAGACCAAUGUCUUCAAUGCCACAUUUCACAUCUGGCACAGUGGGCAGUUUGGUACCAUCAACAACUUCCGACUGGGUCGACUACCCAGCGUCCCGGUGGAGUGGAAUGAGAUUAACGCAGCCUGGGGGCAGACGGUGCUGCUGCUGCACGCUCUGGCCAACAAAAUGGGGCUGCGCUUCCAGAGAUAUCGUCUUGUCCCAUAUGGAAACCACUCAUACUUAGAGUCACUGACAGACAAGUCCAAGGAACUUCCUCUAUACUGCUCAGGUGGCCUGAGGUUCUUCUGGGACAAUAAAUUUGACCAUGCCAUGGUGGCCUUCCUGGAUUGUGUUCAGCAGUUCAAAGAGGAGGUGGAAAAAGGAGACACUGGCUUCUGCCUUCCAUACAGGAUGGAUGUGGAAAAAGGCAAGAUCGAGGACACAGGUGGCAGCGGUGGCUCCUACUCUAUCAAAACCCAGUUCAACUCUGAGGAGCAGUGGACCAAGGCGCUCAAGUUUAUGCUCACCAACCUGAAGUGGGGACUGGCCUGGGUCACCUCGCAGUUCUACAACCGAUAAACCUGCUGAACAAUGCCUUAUGAUACGGAGUUUUGCAUAGUCAUUUGCCCCUCUGAUAAAUGGAUUUCGUUUGAAUCUUACAUGGCCAAAGGAAAAGAAAUUGUUGUCUGCACCAUUUUGGAAGUAUUUUCAGUACAAAAAAAAAGCAUGGAAAAAUGUCUAGAUCUUCAGUCCCCAUUGUCUGUUUUUACAUGUUACAAAGACGGGAUCAUUUGUAUCUAUUUUGCUGCAAAGGGGGAAAUCAUUAAUGGUGGACCCACUGUGGAAGCACUGAAGACAGGUACAGGUUGUCGUCUAACCCUUAAAGCAGGCAGAAUAAAAUAAUUACAUGCUUAUUUUAUCACCUGCUUCACUAAUUGUCUGGCUUUUUCUGAAAAGCUUUCAGACGAGAAUGUAAUUUUAAAAAUAUCUUCAACCAAAUUCAGUUGUAACCACUUUAUGAAGUUCAAGGUAUCCUUGCGCUCUCAUCACACUGCACACCUUUGAAAUCACUGUAUAACAUUGUUUUUCAAUAUUCCAAUUACAGAGGCAGUAAGAAUAUGAUGUGAUAAUUAUGGUCAAGGUAGGAUUUUUAAUACAUUAACACGGUUUAGUAUUCAGAAGAGUGUCAGUAUUUCAUUAACCUUGAAUGCAGUUAUCACAUUUGCCAGUUACAUACACACUUUACAGGUAAACUGUUGUAUUUAGAGGUACACUGAUACAGAGCGUUUGUGUUUAUACUCUGCACUAUCAUGUGAUUUUGUCCAUUUUAGAUAUGGAUACUUUUAAUGGUGGAGUUUGACUUAAACAUUUAUUGCUGUGAAAAUGUCUAGUGUGGAGAGUCUUUCUUAUAGAUUCAAUGUAUUUGACACAAGUAUUAAUGCUUCAUGGUAUACUAAUGACAAUGGCAUAAAUUAAUACUCUUGGUCAAAAAAA